CUGCACGGUGAGAGACUUGGGUGGUGGUCGCCCCAACGAUACGACAAGAGGAAGCGAAUGAGGGCUUUGGUCAAUGGCGCAGUGGACGACGCGCGAACGAGGAUACUCCUUGACACUGGAGCGAAUGUUAGCGUGAUUUCUGCCAGCGUCGCCAAGCGGAUACGUGUGCGAGAAGUCCGGGGCCACGGACGAAGUCUCGAAGUCCGCGGCAUCAACCCAGGGGUGAUGGAGACCCGGCGACGGGCGCUCGUCAAGAUCACCCUCGGGUGGGAGCAGGUCUACGAAUUUGAAAUGUGGAUAAUGGAUCACAGUGCCGGGGUGGAUGUGGUCCUUGGGAUGGACUUCAUGAUCCCGGCUGGAAUCCGGCUGGAUCUAUUUCAUGGCACCGCACGCCUUACGGACGAGGUCAUGGUACCACUGCUUAACCUUCGUGUGGGCCGAUCGAGGAUUUAUACGUACCCGGUCGCGAGUGGCGAGAGUUUCGACUUCCGCGGCCAGCGGCUACCUCGUUCGGAGUACGAUGUGUGGGUACGACGCACGGGCAAGCUCGUGCCGACGGUAACGAGGUUUCGACGGGGGCAGCGGACGUGGAUACGGCUCACCAAUAUUACGACCACAGUGGCACAGUGCGCCAAGCAUGACUCCGUGGUGCUGUGGGUACCGCAUGGCGAACUACCGCGAGAGACCGGCUACGCGAGGUUGGACUCUAACAAGUACAAAGUGUGGCAGGUGUUGGCCUAUUCAACGAGUCGUGAUGAGACUCUGCAAGGACGAGAACGUCGUCUCUACGAGCAAUGGUUGGCUGAACAGCCGCCUGCGGUCGAGCGCUGA
This is a messenger RNA of Phytophthora sojae, 831 nucleotides long. RefSeq lists its product as hypothetical. The record is from RefSeq and is a predicted model, not a curated record. The annotation marks the transcript as partial. The transcript is spliced from 2 exons. Gene Ontology annotation, molecular function: aspartic-type endopeptidase activity. Lineage: Eukaryota; Oomycota; Peronosporomycetes; Peronosporales; Peronosporaceae. Gene Ontology annotation, biological process: proteolysis.